CAAGUGUAGCCAAUCUUCAAGCGCUCAACUCAUGCAGCGCAAGCUAUUUUUUUAUCCGCUUAAAGACCUCGGGGAGGAGGCAACAACAUGCAAUAAACCUGGCAACUUAGUGCUCACAUUCGGCAAAAUUGUUCUUCAUAUUCAUCAUCAAAAUCAAGGAUUAUGAUGAGAAAUGAGAAUGACAAAAGCGCAGCAAACUAACCGAGAAGCAACUCGUGCUCUUCUAUAAAAACAAUACCUCUCUGCAAGAAAAUGGCGCUUUCCCAUCUUCAGUCUCCUCCCUUGGCUCCCGCUAAGCUUACCAGGAUUGUCAUCUAUCAGCGUCAGUGCUCUCUUUGCUGAAAACAUAGAAGCCAUGCUGUCUGGGACGUGGCGGCGCUCCGUGACGCAUCAGCAACCUGCUGCAGCGCCUGUGGGGACCAACAGGGGGGUGACGCUGUGUGGCGUGCCCAGCGGUACGGUGGUCCUGGAGGCCCAGUAUGAUUACAACUACCGCGGCGCUGAUGGGAGGCAGGUCUGCAUACGGGAGGGCGAGAGGUUCAUUCUCCUUAAGAAGACCAAUGUGGACUGGUGGCAGGUGCGGCGGAUAGGAGCAGCAAGUAAAACAAAGCCUCUAUAUGUGCCCGCCACAUACGUGACGGAGGUUCCCAUCGCACCUAUGGCGUCACCGCAGCGCCUCAUCAUUUCUGCCUCGCUCAACUCUAACGUCCACAUACUGCCAAAAGUGGCGCUCAUUCAAAGCCCCACAGAUGUCUAUCAUGAGCAGCACCAAGCAAGCAAACCCAUCUACCGCUCCAUGGAGAACCUGAGCUCCAACAGUGCCUUCAAAGGUCUCGACACCAACGACACCAUGACUUUAGGUGGCCGUUUCCCCACCUUGCCUCUCUCCGGGUUCACCUUCACGCCCAACUCUUCCGUCACCUCCCCUUCAAGCCACCUCACGGUCCCCGGGGACGUCUCGGCAGCUCAGACAGGGCCAUCUUUAAACUCAAGGGUGGUCCCCAUGAUCACUCGCAGCCAGAGCUCCAGCAACCUGACGGACAACGUGAUGGAGAACCCUUACGAUGAGGUGGGCGCCAGCUUCAGCAGUCGCAUCAACUACAGGGCGCCCAAGAAGUCUUGCAGCCAGUGGGAUGUGGUGGGAUCUUCUGGCAAGAACAACCACCUGCAGGUUCCGACAGAGUCCUAUUUGUCCCAGCUGUCCUGGCAGGACUCGCCUCUCUAUCACCAACCCCAACCAGAGAGGCGUCCGUCGCAGACCGAGCCACCCAGCCCGAUCCCAGGUCAGCCUCCUGUCCAGGUGAUGGACCUGUGGGAGCAGUAUGUGGAUCCGGCUUCUCUUAGAAGCUUCUACGUCAACAGCAUCACCAAGGAGAGAUCCUGGAAACCUCCCCGAAGAGCCCGUGGAGGAGCUCCCAACAAGAAGGUCAGUCCGGUGCAAACUAAAACGUUACCUAGAGAAACCAGCCUUCUGUCACUACCACUUCCUGCCACUGGCAAUGGAACGAUGCACAGGCUUUCCCCUGACUUCCUGUUUGGAAGCCACCAGAGGAGCACAGAUGGCAGCUGGCGGAUGAAACAGAGCAUGCAGCGUGCCGCCUCCUCCGACACCAUUAGCACGAUGGCACUCGCCAACAACAACUCUCAGGACUGUGCCCCCCUGCAUGACACCAGGCAACCGCUCUCACACUCACGGUCCAUGAUCCUGCCAGAGAAUGGCAAGCAUGCCCAACAGGGCAGAGACUACUCGUGCAACGUGACCAACAUCGUCGUGGAGCCGCCGUCGCCCGAGAGCUCCCCAGACGGAGAAGGCGGCACACCGGAGUUGGAGAAAGCCGGGCUCUUGAACAAGACCAAGAUUGCAGAAGGAGGCCGGAAACUCAGGAAAAACUGGAGUCCUUCCUGGGUGGUGUUGGUCGGGAACAGUCUGGUUUUCUUCAAAGAUCCUAAAUCACAGACGCCUUCCAGCUGGAAACCAGGCAACAGUCGCCCUGAGAGCAGUGUUGACCUCAGAGGAGCACAGCUGCAUUGGGCCAACGAGCUGUCCAGCAAGAAGAACGUCUUCAAGCUGAGGACGGUGACGGGCAACGAAUUCCUGCUGCAGUCAGAGACGGACUCUCUGAUCAAAGAAUGGUACCACACCAUCCAGACCGUCAUCGACAGGCUGGACCGGGAAAACCCGUUAGACAACGUCCUCCUCUACUCUCUGAGGAGAGCGGGCAGCGUGGAGAUGCUGGACCACAGCGGAGACGAAGACGACAGGAGAACGUCACUCCCUCGCUCGGCCUCCAACCUGGAGAACACGGAGAAGAAGAGAGUGAAGACGCGGCUGAAGAAGCUCAUUCUGAAGAGGCCUCCUCUGCAGGCCCUGCAGGAGAAAGGCCUCAUUAAAGAUCAGGUGUUUGGCUGUCGUCUGGAGAUGUUGUGCGAGAGAGAGAAGAGCACAGUCCCUCGCUUCGUCAGGCUUUGCACGGAGACAGUGGAGAAGAGAGGGCUGGACACUGAUGGCAUCUACAGGGUGUCUGGAAACCUGGCGGUCAUUCAGAAACUACGCUUCCUGGUCAACCAUGAGCGGGCGGUGACCACUGAUGGUCGUUACAUGUUCCCAGCAGAGUUGGUGCAAGAGGAGAAGCUCAAUUUGGACGAGAGCGAGUGGGAGGACAUCCACGUCAUCUCGGGAGCUUUGAAACUUUUCUUCCGCGAGCUUCCUGAGCCCCUCGUGCCCUACGGCUUCUUUUCUGACAUGGUGGAGACAGUCAAGAUGUUGGACUACACGGAAAAAGUGGAGCGUUUGAAGACGCUGGUGCAUAACAUGCCUCCGCCCAACCACGACACGCUGCAGUUCAUCUGCCGCCACCUCAAACGUGUUUUAGAGCAUUCCGACACCAACCGGAUGACCACCCAGAACAUCGGAAUCGUGUUCGGGCCGACGCUGAUGCGCCCCGAGCGCGACAGCGGCAACAUGGCGGUGAACAUGGUGUACCAGAACCAGGCGGUGGAGCUGAUUCUCAACGAGUACGAGCACGUCUUCGGCAGGAGGGCCUCCUGAGGUCGGCCGUGUUGACUUCCAGACGGCGUCGAACGGAUUUCACAUGAAGAGAUCAUCGGAAGGAAAGCGGCGUGUGCUUCGUCAGGAGGACAUCUGGCCGCCACGCUGCUGCAAGAGUCCCGUUUUGGCUGCCGUGAUUUUUGACCGCAGAUGUGGGAGCCCGGCUUCGGAUGCAGCGGGCGCCUCCUUGUCACUUCUCCUUCAUAGUCGCCAGGCUACCUCCCCACCCCCGCACGACCACCUUCUCAGAUACACAAAGGAAGGAGUAGUGGAACCGCCUCACUGUGAAUGCGCCUCUACGCGGCCGAGCAUCAGCGCACGCUUCCGUUCAAACACACUGAUGAUACGAUGGCCGCCAUCUUCCUUUUCUACCACAUCGCUUCUUUGUUUCUUGUGGAACUUCCCCAUUUUACAUUUUAUGUGAGAAUAUAUACGUAUGUACAUACGGGUGUCCCAUACCUUCUUUGUCCACUGCCAAGCAUCUAAAUUAGGGAUGCUGCCGAUUCCGAUACCGAUCAUCCAUGAGUGAAAUCGGCCGACACCGAUGCCAAUCACAUCAAUUAAGUGUGCGUUUUUCAAUGUAUUUAUGAUGAGUGCUAUUGGCCAGGGGGUGCCGUAUAACGGGGAAAUGUUAGGAUAAUUCCAAGGUCCCCUGACUCCUGGGGGGCCCAAGAAAUAGGUAAUUAUUAAAAAAUAAUUUAAAAAAACAUAAAAUAACCUGCAUUUAGACAAAAACAUAUUUGAGUUCCUUUUUCAAGAGAACAUCUUUCAGGAGGCUUUGGAUGUGAGACUACUUGGCCUGUCACGAUAACACAUUUUCCUGGUCGAUAAUUGUGUUAUAAAUUAUCAACGAUAAUCGCUAAACUUUGACCUUUUUUUAGACCAUAUUAUCUUGAACUUUAUCAUGCAAUGAUCACCGUGUCGUGUCACAUUUGAGCCACUAGAUGGCACUCCAGUGUAGUGUAUCUGUGUGAGGCACAGAAGAUGCUUACUAUAUAUAGCACGGCGUCACCACUUUACAUACCCUGGUUAUCGCCAGCUCUAUUCAUUCACUUCGCCGAUCAAACGUCCGAGUAAGCGCCAACCGCCGGGAUGAAUGCCCCACAGCACAUCCACACUGGAACUGUGGCAUUCGGCUUCCAGACUAUCGCUUUUGUGCUUUCAUUCAUAUUAGCGUUUUCUUGCUAACCUAGCUAGCAUUAAUUGUAUUCAAUCACUAGUAGCUAGGCCCCCACCUCCACGCACUGUGACAAAGAUGCUGAUUAGCUGACAGGAGGCUCACUCUCCCCCUUAAUUUGACUAUACAACCAAUGCGCUCAGACACAAGCAGAGUGAACCCUCUUCUCAUCAAGCCUGUGCGCUACAGCAAGACCAGGAAAUGGAACAGGCAUACGCACAUGUCAAUUUAUCUAGGCGUCAAAAUUAUAGACCUCGUUUUUUUUUCUAUCGUUCAGUUAAUCGUUUUAUGGAUUAUCAUGACAGGCCUAAGAGUACAUAUUUUCAUGGCAUUCUAGCAGGACUUCCAGGUAUCGUGCAGCGGGGCUCCAAGUGAGAGAGCAAUCGGAAAAGCCGGCGUCUUCCACUGCUGAGAGAGGCUGGUCGUCUCAUCCGAUGAGUUCAAUUAUGUUUGGGGUUAUUUGUUAUUAUUGUUAUUCGGCUUGUGACUGUUGCACAUAUGGGUGAGUGUUGUCCAGCAUGGGUUACGUUAGCUUUGCCCGAUGGUCACAUUGUGAGCUUCGAAAACUCACCAUUCUCCGCCAAGUGUUUGUUCUUCAAAGGCCGCAGUAAAUGAAAACGUUUUAAUAUGCUACGAUAUAUUUUUCGUCACAUGUUUUGCAGGUUGCAAAAUUGAUAUCACGCUCACAAACGGCCGGUCAGUUCCACACGGCAGACAUGAUUGUUGUGGGUUUGGCACACCCGCGCAGGGUGAAGAAAAGUGGGCGGGGGAAGCUUGCUACAGGCUGCAUGCUGCAAUAGUACGGGCCUGAGGUGAUCGGCUUUUGUGAAAGGCAUUUAUCGGCCAAUACUGAUCGGUGGCCGAUCGAUCGGCGCAUCCCUAAUGGAAAUGCUCCAUUUGACUCCAUAGAUUGGCUUUGAAAUGUGUUGUGAAACCACAUCUGCCCUGAAAUAAAACAACGUGAGCCCCCCCCACCAUGUGAUUCUCCUGUAGAGUGCUAUGUUGCUUCUUUCUAAUGACGCCUUCUCACUAGCAUUCAUUACAUUUUAAAUGUAUAAUUCAUAUUAUAAUAUAUAUUAAUAUGUAUUUAUUAUAGUUACAAAAUAUUUUUUUCUUUAAAAUAUUUUUUUAUUAAGAAUGAUU
Messenger RNA from Dunckerocampus dactyliophorus (ringed pipefish), 5369 nucleotides. RefSeq names its product Rho GTPase activating protein 9 (gene arhgap9). Bases 356 to 3049 code for a protein of 897 amino acids. The transcript has 21 exons. The record is from RefSeq and is a predicted model, not a curated record. Gene Ontology annotation, molecular function: phospholipid binding; protein binding. Gene Ontology annotation, cellular component: cytoplasm. Lineage: Eukaryota; Metazoa; Chordata; Actinopteri; Syngnathiformes; Syngnathidae. Gene Ontology annotation, biological process: signal transduction; regulation of GTPase activity.